Messenger RNA from Glycine soja, 2839 nucleotides. Its product is annotated as protein tesmin/TSO1-like CXC 3. The transcript is spliced from 10 exons. The coding region runs from base 166 to 2490 and encodes 774 amino acids. Gene Ontology annotation, molecular function: DNA-binding transcription factor activity. The record is from RefSeq and is a predicted model, not a curated record. Lineage: Eukaryota; Viridiplantae; Streptophyta; Magnoliopsida; Fabales; Fabaceae.
GGGUGGGGUCGGGGAGAGAAACUCGGUUCUCCCGCCUAUCCAAUUCUUGAAUCCGCUAACCCCAACUCCUUCUUCCCUCAUUUUUUCAUUUUUCAUUUUUCACACACAACACAACACUUUCGCAUGUUUUGUUGAUGUUUCCUCUCUCGCUCUCUGCAAACAAUAAUGGACACGCCAGAUAGGAGCAAGAUCAACACCCCUCUUUCCCAAUUUGAGGAUUCGCCUGUGUUUAAGUAUAUCAGUAAUCUAUCUCCUAUAGAGCCCGUUAAAUCUGUUCACGUUACUCAGACAUUCAACUCAUAUAGCUUUUCAUCCCCUCCAUCUGUUUUCACAUCACCCCAUGGCAACUGUCACAAGGAAUCCAGAUUCCUCAGGAGGCAUAACCUUUUGGAGACAUCCAAACCUAAGGUUUCGUCUGAAGAUGUAAAUAAUGUUUAUUCAUGUGAAGAGACUCCUGCAGAUUCAGCUCAAGCAUGUCAUGAAUCAAGUGAGCAACAGGAAAAUACUGCUCAAAAGAUUUCCGUUGCAGAUGCCUCAAUUGAGCCAUGUAAUGAAAAUAAAAACCCAAAUAUCUCAAUUGAGCUUCCACAAGUCUUAAAAUAUAAUUUGGGUAGCCCAGGGUAUGAACCUCUACUCUAUGGUGAUGAGGCUAAUUCUCUUUUGGAAUUGCCUGGCAAUGGCAAGCCAGCAUCAGAUGUUGCUUCUGUUCCAGAAGGCUCUGAAAAAGAUUCAAUUGAGGGUGAAAUGCAUCUUCCGGGAUUAUGUCAGAUUGAGGAGGCAAAAGUUGAAGGCCAAGAUUGUGGUGUGGAUAGUUUGAUUACUGAAGCCUCUGAUCUGUUAAUGUUUAGUCCCCCAGAAGCUUUUAAGGGUUUAAAUAAACAAUUAAAUCCUUCAAUUGAGCUUAGCAAUAUUAUGACUGUGAUACCACAAUUUGCCACCAAUGAUGGUCAACAAAUGCACAUUGGUAAUGCAGUUGCUUCUGGUUCAGAACAUGAAAUUGAAGAUCAUCCUUCUGAAUCAGCAGCUGCCACAGGCACAAGUCAGAGACAGGACAAUCUUGGCAAUCUUGCUUUGGUGACUAGCAAUCCAAGUGAAAAGAUGGAUAAUAAGCUUGUUUAUGUGACACACCGUGGUAUACGGAGACGCUGUCUAGAUUUUGAAAUGGCCAGUGUGCAAAGGAGGAACCCAGCUGAUAAUUCAAACACCAACUCAAGUACAGCAAAAUCUGAGGAGAGGAAUGUUAGUAAUGAAAAGCAACUGCUUCCCACAAAACACAGUGGGGAUUCACGGAGAUGUGUUUUGCCAGGAAUUGGUUUGCACUUGAAUGCACUUGCAAGCUUAAAGGAUUGCAAAAACAUAAAAAUUGACACAUUGUCAUCUGGAAGGCAACCUAAUCUGCUCAGCUCUCCUUCAUCUGUGCAACUCUCUCCAAGCCAAGAACAUCAACUAUCAUUGGUACCUGCAUCAGUGGAAAGAGAUUUGGAGCCAUUGGAGAAUGAGGUUCAGCCUGGUGAAGAUUGUACCCAGUCAUUGGUAUUGGUUCAGAUGGCUGGUGAAGAUUUCCAGCAGAAUAGUCCGAAAAAGAAAAGGCGCAAGUUGGAACCAGCUGGGGAAGGGGAGUCUUGCAAGCGUUGUAAUUGUAAGAAAUCAAAAUGUUUGAAGCUUUAUUGUGAGUGCUUUGCUGCUGGAGUCUACUGCAUAGAACCUUGUGCAUGCCGCGAUUGCUUCAAUAAACCUAUUCAUGUUGAGACUGUUCUUCAAACUCGCCAGCAGAUUGAGUCUCGUAAUCCACUUGCAUUUGCUCCUAAAGUCAUACGAAGUUCUGAUUCUGUAUCUGAAAUUGGGGAUGACCUUAACAAAACUCCAGCCUCAGCACGACACAAAAGAGGAUGUAAUUGCAAGAAAUCAAGCUGCCUAAAGAAAUAUUGUGAAUGCUAUCAGGGUGGUGUUGGUUGCUCCGUAAGCUGUAGAUGUGAAGGAUGCAAGAACACAUAUGGUAGAAAGGAUGGUUCUGUUCCUUCUGGAUUAGAAGCCGAACCUGAAGAAGAAACAGAAGCAUGCGAAAAGGGUGUGGUGGAAAAUGCUUCAUGGAAAACUGAAACUCAGAAUACCGAAGACCAUCCCGACCAAUCUCUUGCUACAACACCAUUACCGCUUUCCAGAUCAUUGCUUCCAUUAUCCUUUUCAUCAAAGGGUAAGCCACCAAGAUCUUUUGUUACUACCAUCUCCAGUUCUGGAUUGUUUGUGAGCCAAAAGCUUGGGAAAUCAAAUGCUCCGCGGUCUCAACAUCAACCCAAAUGUGUAAAGCCUUUGCAAACUGUUCCAGAUGAUGACUCUCCUGUCACCUGCAUCAAAACUUCUUCUCCCAACGGCAAGAGGAUCUCCUCUCCUAAUUGUGACGUGGGAUCAUCACCUACUACUCGCAGAGGUGGGAGGAAGUUGAUAUUACAAUCUAUCUCUUCAUUUCCUUCUCUCACCCCUCACCAUUAGAAUGAAGAUCUUCUUCUUCGGCUUAAGUUAGCCUACCCCCACCCCUCUUCCCUUGGUUCACGUUUUCAGUUUGUUGCAGUUGGAGCUGUAUGCUUAGGGUGAAUGUACAUGAUUGAGUUUCGUUUUACUUUCGUAAUAUGUUUGUUCCGUUCAUUUCAUAAUGUACAACUUCAGUUCAGUUGUAUAAUAUCUAUCUUAACUGAUGGUUAUCAUCACUCCUAAGAGUACUUGGAGAAUGAUUUGUUAUCAAGUCCCCAUUAGUCAUGUUGGACUAUUCCUUUUUAAUGUGUUACAUGAAGUAAAUGUGGUUGGUGCUGUGGAAUUUAAUGAUGCUACGUUGGCAGUGAAA